AAAUUAGCCCUGAAGCUAAAGCAUUCAGAGGGAUACAGCUCCAAGCAUCCGGAUUUUGAUGCAAGCCUCCCAAGAAUGAGAAUGCAUUGAUCCAUGGAGAAACAUGAGCCCUGCUUCCCUCUCAUUCCCUUUCCAAGUCCUCUCCCUGGAGGUGUUUCCAGGGCACAGCCAUGUUUAUGCAGUCAGAUGAGACCCGCCUAGGUGGCAGCUGGACUGUGUUCUUGAAUAGCUUGGCGAUCUUUAGCAGACGCGUAACUAAGCCUCUGAGUCUGGUUUCCUCAUCUGGACAGGCUUAGUGGGCCCUUAAAUGGGCUCAUGUAAAGCUGUGCUGAUGGACCUGGGCGUGAGGGAGCCUUUCCCGGGAUCCUCGAUCUGUUUGGAAGUGAGGGUGGCCUUUGUGAAUACAGGGCCAGAUCCUGGCUGGACAUGGUUUUGCUGUGCUUGCCCUGUCGUACUUCAGAUUUGAGGACCUCCCUAAAAACGUGAAUGACCUGCGCCUGGAGUACUUUGAAGAAGCCGUGGACUUUAUGCUGCAGCAUCCACAGGUGAAAGGCCCUAAUGUUGGGCUUCUUGGCUUCUCCAAAGGAGGAGACCUGUGUCUCUCAAUGGCUUCUUUCUUGAAGGGCAUCACAGCUACUGUACUAAUCAAUGCCUGCGUAGCCAACACACUUGUUCCUCUGCAUUACAAGGAUAUGGUCAUUCCCGAGCUUGGCAGCGACCCAGCGAAACAAAAAAUCACUGAGUCAGCCUGUCUGAUUUCUGUGGAUAUGUGGAACAAUCCACUAGAGGAACCCAACCUCCAAAGUCUUAUUCCACUGGAGAAGGCCCAGGGUCCUUUCCUGUUUAUUGUUGGCCUGGAUGAUCGAAGCUGGAAGAGUGGAUUCUAUGCUCAGGUAGCCUCUGUCUGGUUACAAGCCCAUGGGAAAGACAGACCUCAGAUAAUACAAUACCCGGAAGCAGGUCACUGUAUUGACCCACCUUAUUUUCCUCUCUGUAGAGCCUCUGUGCAUGCAGUGUUAGGCAAAGCAGUGUUCUAUGGAGGUGAGCCAAGGGCUCACUCAAGGGCACAGGUGGAUGCCUGGCAGCAAAUUCAACGUUUCUUCUAUAAGCACCUUAGUGGUACAGAACCUGUCACACACAGCAAAAUAUAACAUUGCAGUCAUGCACCACAUCCAUUAAUAAAAAUCUGAUUCCUGCAACUUGUGUUGAUUUUCCGGAGUACCUAG
This is a messenger RNA of Oryctolagus cuniculus (rabbit), 1226 nucleotides long. The record is from RefSeq and is a predicted model, not a curated record. NCBI's taxonomy places the organism in Eukaryota, Metazoa, Chordata, Mammalia, Lagomorpha, Leporidae.